Messenger RNA from Helianthus annuus (common sunflower), 792 nucleotides. RefSeq lists its product as uncharacterized. Gene Ontology annotation, biological process: shoot system development; root development. The record is from RefSeq and is a predicted model, not a curated record. The transcript has a single exon. NCBI's taxonomy places the organism in Eukaryota, Viridiplantae, Streptophyta, Magnoliopsida, Asterales, Asteraceae. Bases 1 to 792 code for a protein of 263 amino acids.
AUGGCUUUCUCAUCAUCCAAAACUCGUCAAGCCAUUCGAUCAAUUAGUUUGCCAACCCGGUCACACCCGACCACUCUUCUAAUCGACGAAGAGCUCACCAGUUUUAAAACAUGGCAGACAUCUCUUCCAUGUAUUCCUGAUGCCGAAACAAUAUGCAGUGGUUUAACAAGUCUGGAUAGGUUGUACACAUCUGUUGACAAUCUUCUCAGCUCUUCGCUGACCCAACAAGCCCUUUCUCACCAUCAGUAUCAGAAACUGGUGGACGAGUUGCGUGAUCGAUCCAUGAUGCUUUUGGACAUCUGUGGUUCGGUUAGAGAUGUAGUUUCACAUGUGAAAGAGCAUGUUAGGGAUGUUCAAUCUGCUCUAAGGAGGAGAAAGGGGGAUUUCGUCAUAGAGACGUCAUUCCUAAAGAAACUGAUGAAGGGUGUCAAAAGGGGUGUUGCGGAUUUGAAACAUAUCGAUCACACUUAUGGCUCAAAACCCUUGAAUCUUGACGUGCAUCUCUCUUCGGUGAUUAGGGUAUUUAGAGAUGUUAGUGAAAUUAGCAUCUCAGUGUUUGAAAUGCUCUUGUCAUUUUUUUCUGUGUCUAUUUCCAAGUCUAAGUCAGCGACUAAAUGGUCCAUAAUCUCGAAAUGUAUUCGAAAAGGAAUAGCCGAAAGCAAAGAUCAGCCUCAAGUUUGUCUUGAGGAAUUAGAUUGCAGCAUUGAAGGCAUUGAGGAUGGUUUGGAGUGCAUGUUUCGAAAGUUGAUCAAAACAAGAGCUUCCCUACUAAAUAUUUUUUCACAAAUGUGA